UCUCUGCCAAUUAGCUGACUAUUGGCGUUGUCCAACCCCGACACUUUGUUGAUACGUGAUUACGUGAAUUAUUUUUGCGAAUUAAACGGACUCCUAUUAAAUUCAGCCCACAAUGUUCUCGCACACGCGUGUUCUGCGCCCGGCCCUGGGCCGCUGCUACAGUCAGAUCAAGGGUGGCCCCGUUUCGGGCGGCGGCAGAGCCAGUGCAACAGGAUCAGGAUCUGGCUCCUCCCAGACGAGCCCAUCCUCGCCAGCGGUUGUGGGUCUUACCAGCAACUGUGUAAAGCCCACGACUGGACCCGUGGGACCUGGGGCCUCUGCCACAGGAGGCUACAAGGUGCCCGAAUACUACAGCUUUAAUCGCUUCAGCUACGCCGAGGCGGAGGUGGAGAUGGCCAAGUAUCGCUGCCCGCAGCCCUCGGCACUGAAGUAGGAAAUUCAUAAUGCAACCAAAUUGUAAUUGUUAAUAAAAAAUCAAGUUAAAGAGUUCAAAA
Drosophila ficusphila is the source of this 494-nucleotide messenger RNA. RefSeq lists its product as uncharacterized. The transcript has a single exon. The record is from RefSeq and is a predicted model, not a curated record. Gene Ontology annotation, cellular component: mitochondrion. Bases 113 to 433 code for a protein of 106 amino acids. Lineage: Eukaryota; Metazoa; Arthropoda; Insecta; Diptera; Drosophilidae.